UGAGAAGAAGAAUAAGAAACAGAGGAGAGAGUGCGAAAAUACGCUGUGUCGCUAAUCAAAAUCAUUGAAACCAUAAAACAUUCCAAAUGCUACGGUAGAAAAUAUCGUAUCAGUCGUUCUCAUUGCAUUGCGCACUGAACACCUAUAAACCCAGCGUACACGGCCCAAACACAAUGACUCGACAAGGUGCGCAGCUGGCAGGUUUAACAAUAUUUUUAUGUUGUAUUCUGGAAUUGACCACUGCUGGCGUCCCACUCAACCGAUACGAGGCGGUAUUAAAACAACAAUCUGCGCCGGUGGACGAGGAGCUUGGCCUGUACGAUGACAACGAUAAGGUGGUUAAGCUAACUGUGGCCAAUUUCAAUGAAACUGUGCUCGAACAGAAUCGCGGCUCGCUCGUCGAAUUCUACAAUACAUAUUGUGGGCAUUGUCGACGAUUUGCGCCCACCUACAAACAGAUUGCCGAACAGCUGAACGCCUGGCAGGAAGUUGUCAUCGUCAGUGCCAUCGAUUGUGCUGCCGAGGAGAAUAAUGGCAUUUGCCGCCUUUACGAGAUAAUGGGCUAUCCAACACUGCGUUAUAUGCGCCCAGGCUUUCAGCCCAGUGCCAACAAUUAUGGCUUGAAGCUGGAGUCCCAGAACCCCGAAGAGAUACGCAGCAUGCUCGCCGCCAUGGUGGCUGCCGAAAAUCAGACCGUGAACAACACAUAUUGGCCAAAUUUUACGCCUGUGACGGAAAAUGAGAGUGCAUCAGAUCUUUUCGAGGGCCUCAACAGCCAACGACAAUAUAUAGCGCUCAUCUAUGAGCCAGAGAAUUCAACGCUGGCUGCCGAAACGGCACUAUUCCUGCUCAAGUGGCCCUCCGUGCAGGUGCGCCGCUUCAGCGAUCCAGCCGUUGCGUCCAAAUUUAAGCUGGACAUCAAUAAGCAGCAGCUGGCACUUGUGGAUCGACAGGGAAAUGUGAAGCUCCACACGCCGUCGACUCAGAGCAGCGACGCCUAUGCCAAAUCCAUAGAAGAAGCGCUCUAUGCUCUGAGUCUUACGCCCAGACCACCGCAGUCAUUGAAACAGGUGCAGCCUGAGUCCCUGCAGCCAAGCAGCGAUAGCCCAAAUAAUUCGCUCCAGCAAAUCAUCAGUGAAGUGCAGCGCAAUAAACAUAUCAUUUACCAAGCCGAUCUGGAGCAGGCCAUACGCACCAUCCUGCACAACGAGGUGUCCAAAGUGAACGAUAUCAGUGGAGAUCGUCUGCUGGCUCUGCAGCGAUUCCUCGUCGUGCUGCAACGGUAUAAUCCUCUGGGUACCAAUGGACGCCAACUAGUGGCCAAGCUGAAGGAUUUCGUUUUGCAAUUCAAUCAAAAGCUGACGGGCAAGGAGUUCGAGGAUGAGAUGCGACGUCUGGAAACAAAACUGGGCCAGGUGUACUCAAGCACACAGUACGUGGGCUGUGCGGGCUCCAGUCCGCAAUUCCGUGGCUUCAGCUGCUCGUUGUGGACGCUCUUCCAUUUUAUGAGCGUGCAGGCAGCGGGCAACGAGGAGUCGCAGGAUCCACUCGAAGUCCUCCAGGCCAUGCAUGGCUAUAUCAAGAACUUUUUCGGCUGCACCGAUUGCAGCGAACACUUCCAGGCAAUGGCAACACGUCGUAAAAUCUGGAACGUUGCAUCAAAAGACGAAGCCGUGCUCUGGCUGUGGGCAGCGCAUAAUGAGGUUAAUCAACGUCUGGCCGGCGACGCCACCGAAGAUCCGCAAUUCCCAAAGCAACAAUUUCCCAGUGCCAACAGCUGUGCCCAGUGCCGCAAUGCGCCAGCAACCGGUUCGCAAGAUAAUCUGUCAAUUGACUGGAACAAGGAUGCGGUCCUCAGUUUCCUGAAGAACAUUCACAAUCCGCAGUUUGUCAGUCGCUUUGGUGUCCAGCGGGCGGAGCUGCUGCACGAGACGCUGGACACGAUGCGCCAGAAGCGACAGAUCUCAAACGUCUUCUCCGACAUGGAUAUGCGCAUGGGCAUGUUUCUAUAUGCCUUCUGCAUUGUGAUGAUGGUGGUGGCCUUUAAGCUGUUCGCCUUCAAAGGCGGCUACCGCAAGAAGCCGUACGGACACGAUCUACUGGGCAAAGUGUAAUCAGAUUCACGUCUUUCUAGAACAACAAACCACGCCGUGGCUUAGCUUCAAUUCUAAAAAAA
Messenger RNA from Drosophila arizonae, 2176 nucleotides. RefSeq names its product Quiescin sulfhydryl oxidase 1 (gene Qsox1). Lineage: Eukaryota; Metazoa; Arthropoda; Insecta; Diptera; Drosophilidae. The record is from RefSeq and is a predicted model, not a curated record. Gene Ontology annotation, biological process: protein folding. Gene Ontology annotation, molecular function: flavin-dependent sulfhydryl oxidase activity; protein disulfide isomerase activity. Gene Ontology annotation, cellular component: Golgi membrane.